This is a messenger RNA of Melanotaenia boesemani (Boeseman's rainbowfish), 1089 nucleotides long. It is a transcript of the gene vstm2lb, whose product is annotated as V-set and transmembrane domain containing 2 like. Bases 173 to 811 code for a protein of 212 amino acids. The record is from RefSeq and is a predicted model, not a curated record. The transcript has 4 exons. NCBI's taxonomy places the organism in Eukaryota, Metazoa, Chordata, Actinopteri, Atheriniformes, Melanotaeniidae.
CCUGCCUGACCGCAUCUCCUCCUCCCGAGCAGGCGAGAGAGCCGCGUCUCUCCACUCCAGGUCCAGCUGUAUGUCCGCGAGGCUGCUCAGUGCAGGUGGGGAUAGACUGUUAUCGAUGCUUUGCACCUGAUGUGAGAAUUUGAAACAAUUACUGAAUACACCGUCUGGAGCAAUGGGAACAUUUGGAGUGAUAAUAGGGAUUUUACAGUAUGCGGGACUUUACGUUCAACUUAACGCGGCUCUAGAGGACGGAUACCUCGAGGUGGAUAAUCACGUCUCUGGAAAUGCUCUCUUUACAGAGGUCCCGCAUGACAUCAUAACCCACAGUGGUGAGGAUGUAGAGAUGGCCUGUUCCUUCCGUGGGGCAGGCCCUCCUUCCUACUCCCUGGAGAUCCAGUGGUGGUACAUCAAGGACCACAGAGACUGGCAAGAGAAGACUCCCCAUAUUACUAACAAUGUUGUAACCCUGGAGGAGAUGUCCAAGGAUGCCACCAAAAUUAGCGUGGUUAAGGUGGCUGGUAGCAACAUAUCUCACAAACUCCGUCUCUCCAGCGUCAAACCAUCAGACGAGGGCACCUACGAGUGUCACGUUAUUGACCACAGCGGGCCAGUGGCCCAGCGCCAUCGUGUCCGGGCCUACCUCCAGGUGAAGCCUGAGGAGAGUCUGAUCUCAGAUGAUGUCCAGCUACAGGAACCAGGGUACCGGUCACAAAGGAAUCAUCCCCACACAUCCCACCAGACAGAGGGCAGGGAACUGAGGAAGGAAACAGCUGGCAGCCCUGCUGACUGUAACGAAAGCUGUGUGUUUUAGAGCAGGCGGUCGGCCCAUCUGCAUGUUCAUGACUUACCUCUGUAAGGAGGGACUAUCAUCACAGUAUCCACCACAAAGAUGACACAUUGAUUCUACCUUGACCCUUUGUGUUGGUUUGUUAUUUAUGUUGUUUGGAAGCCAGUGCUGUUGAAUACCAUUACGAGGCACUGACAGUAGUACAUCAGUCUUUUUUUUGUUGUUACAUUCUUGUACUGCUUGCAGUUGAUUGAAGUUUGUUACUACAGCAGUAAGGCUUUAAUAAAACAAAAAAGCUCUCA